Macadamia integrifolia is the source of this 687-nucleotide messenger RNA. Its product is annotated as thioredoxin-like protein CXXS1. The record is from RefSeq and is a predicted model, not a curated record. The transcript has 3 exons. NCBI's taxonomy places the organism in Eukaryota, Viridiplantae, Streptophyta, Magnoliopsida, Proteales, Proteaceae. Bases 53 to 439 code for a protein of 128 amino acids.
AAAUUUGAAUUGUUCCCAGAGAAGAAUUGAGAAGGAGAUAGAAGAAGGAAAAAUGCAAGGUCAGGUGGAGGAGGAUUCUAUGAAGUCCAAGGUCAUAAAGGUGGACUCACAGGAAUCAUGGGAUUUGUUGGUGAACCAAGCUAACUCUCAGGGCUGCCCUGUGGUGGUUCAUUUCACGGCGGCCUGGUGCAAGCCGUCGGUGGUGAUGAACCAACUGUUUGAAGAACAGGCUUUUGUCCAUCAGGAUAUCUUGUUUCUUUCUGUAGAUGUUGAUGAAGUUAAGGAGGUGGCAUCCAAGAUGGAGGUGAAGGCCAUGCCUACCUUUGUGCUGUUGAAGGAGGGAGCUCAAGUGGAUAAGCUUGUAGGGGCCAACCCUGAGGAGAUUAGGAAAAGGAUUGAUGGUUUUGCUCACUCAUUUCGUGCCUUAAAACUCAGUUGAAAUAUGCAAGAGUUUGAUAAUGAUGUGGAUAUGCUUGGUCCAAGUGUGCGAGAAGAUGUCAAUUUGGUGUGGAUUGUGGAUAUGCAUGUACAUUUUGUUUCUUUAUUUCUUGUGAGGAAAAAAAAAAAAAAAAAAAAGCCUAUUGGUUGAUUUGGAGUCUUGCCCAUAGAUGAUCUUGUAUGGAAAGAUAUGUAGAGAUUUGGUCUUGACUCUUAUCUGACUUCAAAUAUAAUUUUUUCAAGAACAAA